AUGGGUUAUACGUUCGAAGAACCAACCUCCAACAUGAAGAGAGUCCAUUUCUCAGACGGUCACACUGCCGGCAGUGCCACAACAGUCGACGACUUCUUAUUCAAAAGGGCCAAUUCCUCGAGCAAGUCCAGUGCACAGGGAGAGUCUAGUACGCAAGCCACCAGCACUCUCAAACAGACCACCAAGAAACAAGACAAGCCAAAGAAGAAAAAACCACUCGUAGAAAAUGCCCGGAGAAAAUAUGCUUCACGCACUCAAUGCCAGCCUACCAUGGAAGAAGUAUACUUGGCCGAUCCGCUUAUGAGAUCACGGCGCCCAUCACCACCGCGACCUGAGCAGAUGUUUACAGGAGAGUCUUUACGACGCAAUAGCUCCUUUAGCUUCAGGCUUCCAACGUUACCAACACAAGCAAGAGUAUCGAUUCUACCCAAGAAACCCGUAGAACAGGGCAGAAUAGACAAGGAAGUAACAGUUACAGCACUACUUCCACUAGCACAUCCUCCAUCGCCUCCGCCUCCACCACCUCCACGUCGUGAGUCCCAGGCUCUCAGCUCUAAUUUUCCCGCUUCAAAAGAAGCAAAGCUUCGGAUUCCCAAAGAUCUGUUCAUCUCUCCCAACAUUCCUGAGUCAAUACGACAGUUAGAAGCACUACUUGCAGGUCGUGAGGGUCUCGUAGUCUCUCCUAAUCUUCUCGCGUCACUGCCACAGAUCGAAGCAUCACCUCCACCCCCAGGAGCCGCAUUUUCCAACCGCAGACUUCCUCCACUGCCGAACCAAGCAGGAGCACCAGGUGAAUCCAAACCAGCGGAAGGAGAAGCCAGAGAAUACAUUACACUAGCACCUUUCCGCCCCGAAUUCGUGUUAUCAUCUCACAACCUUCCCCCGCUGUCAGCGACUGUAGGAGAUCUACUUCCACGCCACCAUGUCUUCAACCUCAGACCCAUUCUUCCCAAGCCACCAGCACAAGAAGGAUCAUCAGGUGUAGCCAGUCAAUCAGCCGGACCCGUGGCAGGAAGAGGAGCACCACGUGCAGCCAGUGAACCCGUCAGACCCGCGAGAGGAAGAGAAAGAAGACGAGGAAGAGGAAGACCCAAAAAAGCACCUACGCCAUCGCCUCUCCGCAACGAAAUUAUACUUUCACCCCCAGCACAACCAAUAGAGCCACGUAUAAACCUGGCUAUCCCCGUCCCCAGCCUCGGUCUUCCCACGCUAUCAGUACGACCAGGAACAUCACGCAUAUUCACUGAACUCUCUAACCCCGUUUCGCAUAUGCAAGAUGUCAGAUCGGCUCCACACCAGCCAAGCGAGUCAGACAGAGACAGACUCGAGCGACCUUGCACUCCCAACCAACCGCCUCCUUCUCCUCCUCCUCCUCCAGCAACCUCUUCGUUACCACCUCGUCCGCCCCGGGGCCCUCCCAUCUCCAUCUCCUCCGCCUCAUGCUCCUCCUCCCCGUCUCCCUCGCCCUCACCUCCCGCCCUCGCAAUUUCCGACCCCGCCAUCCCCAUCUCCCCAACAACCCGCCAACUCGCAGAGUCCCUUUCCCGCCGCCACACAGCAUCCAUCUCCAUCUCAACCCUCACCUUCCCCCCAUACCCCUCACCACUCGCCCCCCGCGCCCUCCCCCACUUCCACACCGGCGCCGUCAUCGCCGUCGAGAAUAUCAGAGACGACUACGCCAUCACGCCCGACUUUUCGCUGCUUGAGCUUGUCGAGGACCUCGAGGAGAAUCGGCCGACCGUGUUGGAUUGGGAGCAUGUUACGGUUAUGAGGGGCGGGGAUUGGGUGUAUGGGGUGCUGAGGGAGGUGUGGGAGGUGUGGGGGGACAGGGUGCGUGUUGAGGAGGUGGUUGAGCAGUUGAUGGAGUGGGUGGAUGGGGAGUUUGAGAGGUUAGCGUGGGUUUAG
This is a messenger RNA of Bipolaris maydis ATCC 48331, 1905 nucleotides long. Lineage: Eukaryota; Fungi; Ascomycota; Dothideomycetes; Pleosporales; Pleosporaceae. The record is from RefSeq and is a predicted model, not a curated record.